Molecule: messenger RNA, 1553 nt
Organism: Ictalurus furcatus (blue catfish)
Lineage: Eukaryota; Metazoa; Chordata; Actinopteri; Siluriformes; Ictaluridae
Gene: tmem53
Product: transmembrane protein 53
Exons: 3
Coding region: 122-967 (281 amino acids)
Source: RefSeq, a predicted model, not a curated record
UGAGACGUCAACCGGAAGUGCAUGGGUUCUUUGAUUCCCUGUACAGUGAGGUCGGAGUGAAGCUGAGGCUCGUUUUCACUUUGAUGGCAUUCAGACGAGAGGGAUAAUAAAACGUCUCAAUAUGGGAGAUGAUGGCAUGGACUACAACAUAGUUUUUCCGGAGCCAGAGGUCUCGGAGAAAUACUGGCACGGAUCGAAGCAACCGGUUGUUAUCCUUUUAGGCUGGGCCGGCUGUCGAGACAAGCAUCUCUCAAAGUACAGCUCGAUUUAUAACGAACAAGGAUGUGUAACUGUCCGCUACACAGCCCCCUUGAAGACGGUGUUCAUCUCCGAAUCGUUCGGCUACAAGGAGCUCCGCAGCACAGCGCACAGACUGCUGGAAAUCCUGUACGACUACGAGGUAGAGAACAACCCAAUCUUCUUCCAUGUGUUCAGCAACGGCGGCUUCAUGCUCUACCGCUACAUGGUGGAGCUCGUGCAAAGCCACAAGCAGUUCGGCUCACUGUACGUGGCGGGCUCGGUGAUGGACAGCGCGCCGGGAAACCAGAACGUCAUCGGCGCCGUCCGAGCUCUCAAAACCACGCUUGGCACCAAGGUCAACGUCGUGCUGCGCUGUCUUCUCUUGGCUCUGUUCACCGUGACCGUGUUCCUGCUCAGAGUCGUCUUGUACCCCGUGACCAAACACUUCCACAAGAACCACUACGACGCCAUGAUGGAGCGUCCGGCGCCUUGGCCUCAGAUGUACCUCUACUCCAGAGCAGACCUAGUGAUCAGGUAUAGAGACGUGCAGAAGAUGGUACAAUCACUGCAGGAGAAAGGGAUGCGCGUCGAGAGCUUCGACUUCAUCACGCCGGCUCACGUGAGUCUGUUCCGAGACUGUCCCGAAGAUUAUUCGAACAGGUGCCGGACUUUCCUGAAGAGCUGCAUGACUAACCGUGACGAGAGCUUAACGAAGAAACGCCUGUGAACGACGUGUAACGAUGACCGUAUGAAAGGGUCGGGCGAUAUGGCAAAGAAAACGAACACAUCAUGAUACUGAUCCUUAUUAUUAUGUCGUCCUGAUGCAUAACAUGUAUCACGAUGCUUAAGCGGCAGCAAAAUAGUAAUGCAGUUUAAAAAACCAACUUGAUUCUAGAACGAAAUUUAACUCAAUAAAUGAUAUAUUAACCAUGGAGCUGAUCAGCGUUCUAAAAAUAUUAGCACGCUAUCUGAGAGAAUUGUAUUUUUCCUGUAAUUGAUGACAAUAUUGAUCGUGUAUCGUCAUAUUGCCCAGACCUACCCUAUUGUGUUCUUACUUAAUAUUUUUUUUUAAGUGAUUUGAAACUGCUGUAAAGUGUAUACCCCCCCGCAACCCCCUCUUGUAUAAAUAGUACUGAUUGACCUUAUAUAUAAGUUUAUAUAAGGUUUGACUAACUGAAGUGUUGCAUUCUGUAUUUGUCUGGUGAUGUGAAUUGAAAGCUUGAUUUAAUUUAAGAUGAUUUUAAAUCUACUAGACAUCCUCGAUCUGUUUAUAACUUAUGUGCCUUCCUCAAAUAAAGACUCAUUUCAUUGGA